Solanum dulcamara is the source of this 1466-nucleotide messenger RNA. RefSeq lists its product as uncharacterized. NCBI's taxonomy places the organism in Eukaryota, Viridiplantae, Streptophyta, Magnoliopsida, Solanales, Solanaceae. The record is from RefSeq and is a predicted model, not a curated record. The transcript has a single exon. Bases 170 to 1180 code for a protein of 336 amino acids.
AUAAUAAUAUAUGAGUCUUCGGAAGUCAGGUGGAAAGCAAAUUCAGACAAGUCUAACUAGAGGGGCGCAGGCUAAAUAGGCAGGCACAGCCUGGCCAGAUGAACGAAGCUUCUCUUCAAUACAUAAACAGAUAGAAUUUCUUGCGACCUGACGAUAAUCAAAGUCAACAAUGGGGCUAUUCAGCUAUACUGUCGCCGGCGGCGGAUUCAUACUAAUCGGCGCUUGGGAAUCUCUGGUCUCUUCCUCCGGUGCCCUGAAAAAUUCAUCACCGUCGUCCACUACCCAAUCGCCGCCACAAAACUCAUCUACAGAUAAGCAUGACCAAGAUUCUGUUUUUUCUUCAUCGGUCACCUUUGUAUUAAUCUUAAUCCUUUCGUUCCUUUUCGUUCUUAAUUCCUUAUUAUCCUUUUUCGACGCACUCAACUCCAAAGACAACGUUGGUUCCGUGCUUCAAUUGCAGGUUAUUGCAAUUUCGCUUGUUUUCUUUCUCUAUUCGGUUUUAGGGCUCAUGACCUGCUUGAAAAAAUCUUUUGAUUUACCUUCACCGAUCCUCAAUUUGCUUUGCCUCUUCGCUUUUGCUGAGGAAUUUUUGUUGUUUUACCUUCAAAGGAAAGACCCAAGUGGAGUUGAGAAUCGUUACUAUGAUCUCUUGCUUGUGCCUAUUACUAUUUGUGCAUUUUGUUCAUUUCUUGAAUUGAAAAAUCCCAAAUCGAAUUACACUAGAUUGGGACGUGGGAUUGGGUUAAUUUUGCAAGGGAUGUGGAUUCUUCAAAUGGGGUUUGCGUUUUUCUCCGAUUUGAUUGCACAUGGAUGCUAUUUGCAUGAAAAGAGUAGAGGUAAUUACACGGUUAAGUGUAAAGGUCAUCCUGAGUACCAUCGAGGUGGAGCUAUUGCUACCCUUCAGUUCAAUUGCCACCUUGCUCUUCUUGUGGCUGUGGUUUCUUUUGUAUACUCAAUUGUGUGUAAAAAACAUGGCAUUGGCCGUGAACAUAUGCGGUAUAGACCUAUUGGAGCUGAGAUGCAACACUUGGAAAUGGAUAGUCAAGCUCAUUUUAAGUUGGAGUCUGAUGAAGAUGAUGACAAUGAGAAUGUGAUAAAAGAAGAGAUGAAUGUUGAAAUGCAAAAGGCUAUCUUACCUGUUCCUGAAUCAGAAACUAAUGGCUAUCAUAUCCAUCCUUGAGGAAAUCGAUGGUUCAUUUUUUUGUUACUAGGUAUAAAGAUAUAUUCUUUGCAGAGGGGUUAUGGUUUAGAGGUUGGGGUUCCCUUUGUAUAAAGGAUGUGAGAUAGAAAAAAGAAAGUUUCAGUCUUUUUGUAUUUGAUGAUUCUAGUUCAAAUUGCAGUGUUGUGUUAGAAAUUUUCUUUGAAGUGAUUUAUAUAUAUUUUCCUUUGGUCUGUGGAAGACUUGCUCUUUGAUACUAAUGAUAAACUAACUUUUCUUAUCAAAAGGAGCUUUACUAUAUUUUCUA